AGAGAGAGAGAGAGAGAGUGAGAGAGAGAGAGAGAGAGAGAGAGAGAGAGAGAGCAGGGUUUUUUUAAAAACCGGACAUCUCUGCUGUGAGGAUCUCGGCUGUGCUGGCAGGAUCCUCUCGCCUCUUUGGGAAGGAUGAGCUCAUGCAGCAGCAGGGCUCUCACUCUGCUCUCCACCGUGUUUGGGGCGUGCGGACUGCUGUUGGUUGGGGUUGCCGUGGCAACCGAUUAUUGGCUGCUAAUGGAGGAGGGCAUUGUGCUGCAGCAGAACCAAACCAUCGACGUCAAGAUGGCGCUGCACUCCGGCCUCUGGAGGGUGUGCUUCAUAGCAGGUUCAGAGAAAGGAAAAUGCGUGGCUUCUGAGUAUUUCACUGAGCCAGAGGUAGAGAUCACAACAGAAAACACGGCAAAUAUUCUCAAAAUGGUGCGGACAGCUACUCCUUUCCCCAUGGUGUCUUUGCUCUUUGUGUUCACUGCCUUCAUCCUUAGCAACGUGGGCCAUAUUCGCCCGCAGCGCACCAUCUUGGCAUUUGUUUCCGGAAUCUUCUUCAUCCUGUCAGGUCUGAGUCUGGUGGUGGGAUUAGUGCUCUAUAUCUCCAGUAUAAACGAUGAGGUGAUGAACAGACCUAGAGAACCGGAGCACUUCUUUAACUAUCACUACGGCUGGUCCUUUGCGUUUGCUGCCAGCUCUUUCCUCCUCAAAGAGGGUGCAGGCGUGAUGUCUGUGUAUCUCUUCAUGAAGCGUUACACCGAGGAGGAGAUGUAUCGGCCUCACCCAGCGCUCUACCGCCCCCGUCUGUCUGAGAGCAGCGAUUACAGCGGUCAAUUCCUGCAGCCUGAUGCUUGGCCACCUCACCAGCGUGCUCGCAGUGCCUCUGAGCUCUCCAGCGAUGUGUCCAUUCAGCUAGCACAGACCCAGCAGCCUCCAGCAAAGCUCAUUGCCCAGCACAGCGUGUCAGCCCCCAGUGCCACCGCUGCCUCCAGCCCGGAGUCUGCGGCUGCAUUCCAGCUUCAGUCACCCUCACACUUUAGCCACAACCACCCUCUCCACCCCACAGAGUCCCAGCCCCUGCCCCUGUCCAUGCCACCGCCUGCCGUGCCACCCCCUCAUUACCACACACACAUGCGCAUGAGCGCCUCACCAUGUUAGAGGGGUUUCCAUCCACUUGAAUUUUUACAAAUUUUGAAUUUAGCAUAAAUGGAAACAAAACACUGAUUCGCAUUUUCUGUUGCUGAUUUUCUGAAAAUUUGCUUAACAUUUGCGAAACAUUUGGAUGGAAACAGAGAGAGAGAGAGAGAGAGAGAUUAUCAACAGUGUGUCAUGCUUUGAGAGAGUGUAAAGAAUUUUGAGAGUAGUGUGAAAUAAGCUAGGUUAAGACUUAUCUUAAAAAACAAAAAAUGUUAAGAUAUGAGCG
Molecule: messenger RNA, 1414 nt
Organism: Hemibagrus wyckioides
Lineage: Eukaryota; Metazoa; Chordata; Actinopteri; Siluriformes; Bagridae
Gene: cacng7b
Product: calcium channel, voltage-dependent, gamma subunit 7b
Exons: 6
Coding region: 136-1149 (337 amino acids)
Biological process (GO): postsynaptic neurotransmitter receptor diffusion trapping; neurotransmitter receptor internalization; regulation of AMPA receptor activity
Cellular component (GO): postsynaptic density membrane; AMPA glutamate receptor complex
Molecular function (GO): voltage-gated calcium channel activity; channel regulator activity
Source: RefSeq, a predicted model, not a curated record